Messenger RNA from Helicoverpa armigera (cotton bollworm), 1084 nucleotides. RefSeq names its product histidine-rich glycoprotein. Gene Ontology annotation, cellular component: extracellular matrix. The coding region runs from base 49 to 1014 and encodes 321 amino acids. NCBI's taxonomy places the organism in Eukaryota, Metazoa, Arthropoda, Insecta, Lepidoptera, Noctuidae. The record is from RefSeq and is a predicted model, not a curated record. The transcript is spliced from 10 exons.
UUUUGGACAAAUCUCAUAACAACAACUCAGGAACAAACUCGGAUCAACAUGUUCUUCAAGGUACUUUGUGCACUGUCGGUCGCCGUAGCGGUGGUCUCCGCUCACGGCUACUCCUCCCAAUAUGUCAACAAACACGACGGCCACCACGAGCCAGUGCACCACGGACAUGAUCACCACGACUACUACACUCACCCCAAGUACGAGUUCGAGUACAAGGUGGAGGACUCUCACACGGGCGACCACAAGUCGCAGCACGAGCACCGCGACGGUGACGUCGUCAAGGGACACUACUCGCUGCAUCAGCCCGACGGUUCUGUCAGGGACGUCCACUACAGCAGCGACGACCACACAGGCUUCCAUGCUGACGUGAAGUACAGUACCCACCACGAGAUCCCUCACCAUCAUCACCACCACUGUCUUCUUGUCAGCGUGGUACUCGACGAUCCUGACGGUGCCGUCGGGUUGAUGCAGACUGUACACGCCCUUCACGACGUGACCGUCACGAGACUCGUGCUGAGAUUUCUUGUCGCCGGAGGCGUGGCCGUGGUGUUCCUCGUGGUGUCCGUGGUGAUGCUCCUCCUGGUGCUGCUCGUGCUGCUCCUCAUGAUGUUCCUCGUGGUGUACGGGCUCGUGCUUGCUCUCAACAACAUGUUUUUCAAGGUACUUUGCGCGCUGUCAGUUGCCGUAGCGGUGGUCUCCGCGCACGGCUACUCCUCCCAGUACGUGCACAAGUACGACGGUCACCACGAGCCAGUGCACCACGGACAUGAUCACCACGACUACUACACUCACCCCAAGUACGAGUUCGAGUACAAGGUGGAGGACUCUCACACGGGCGACCACAAGUCGCAGCACGAGCACCGCGACGGUGACGUCGUCAAGGGACACUACUCGCUGCAUCAGCCCGACGGCUCCGUCAGGGACGUCCACUACCACGGCGACCAUCACACCGGCUUCCAUGCCGACGUAAAGUUCAGCACUCAUCACGAGAUCCCUCACCAUCAUCAUUACUGAAGAGUCGUUACCUAAUUUCAUACCUCAGCUGAAAGAACUGAUAUUGUUACUAUGUUGUCUUAAAAUAAAU